Molecule: messenger RNA, 720 nt
Organism: Prorocentrum cordatum
Lineage: Eukaryota; Dinophyceae; Prorocentrales; Prorocentraceae
Source: the annotation of a GenBank genome assembly
AUGGAGGCGUGGGCGAGGGCGCUGCAGCUGGUCAAGGAGCAAGACAGGCGCGCCCUCGGCUCGGCCUUUGCGGCGGCGCGGGAGCGCCUCUCCGCCAGCGGGCCAGAGAGCCUGGCGGGGGGGGGCCCAGCCUCCGCAGCGGCCCUUGCCGCGGUGCGCCUCGGCUGGAGGCCCGACCGCAUCAGGCGCUGGACGGACGACCUUGGGAGGAUCCUCGACCUGGGCGAGAUCGACAAGCACAUGAUCCACCGCGAGGUCCAGGCCGCCUUCAUCAGGAAGCUCUGGAGGGGCGCGGCGAGCCACGACCCGCUGCUGGGCCACCUGAAGGGCGGCGCGGCCAUCAACAGCCUGAGGAAGCGGCUGGCGAGGCGGUGUGCCGACCACGCCCUCGCUUCGCGGUGGUCCUCGGCCAGGAACGCCAUCGUGGGCUGCCUCUGGCAGUGGAAGUUGGACGACCUCAACAUCCGCUACUUCUACGACACGGGCGGCCCGCUGGACUCGGACGCGGAGCACGCCAUCUGGUCGCGGUGCCUGGCCCAGGGCCCGCGCAGCGACCUCCCCCUGCCGCUCACGGCGCGCAUCGUGCGCACGACGGGGCCGAGGGCAGGCGAGCCACUCCAUGGCGAGGUUUUCCUGGACGGCUCGGCGAUCCAUGUCCAGGACCGAGUUCCGGCUCGAGCGGGCUGGGCAGCUUGCUCGACGGACCACACGGGCGCCGAG